AUACAGUAGUAGGACGGAAUCGGUGCGCGUCCCUUCGUCCUCAUUGGCAUCCGCCAUCCCAACGCCCCACUGCUCGAUCUCCAAUCCACGUCUGUGCGCCCAUCCUGUCGCUGCUCAAGGCUUUCUCGCGUCGACAGUCGCGGCCUGGCUCGUCGGCGUCAUCGACGGGAACGUUGUCUCGCGGCCCUCGACAAAAGUCAACCAUGGCCACGCCCGAGGCGGCGGCCGCCAAGCUACCCACAUCGAGUGACCAGGCAGCUCCGACUCUUUCUCUCGAUCCUCUCGUCGUGCCCAAUACUGAGGCGGCACCAACACAGCAGGACGGACAGGCAAGUCGGGACUACUUCCUGCAAACCUUUGGACAGACGAGCCCUACGGACCUAGGCAAGGGCCAUCCACCCAACGGCGCCCCACAGGAGCAGCCUUCAUCUGGUGUCAAUGGUAAUGGCGUAGUCCAUGGCCACGACAAAGACAACAGCAAUGGCAACGGCAACAGCAACAGCAACAGCAACAGCAACAGCAACAGCAACAGCAUCAGCCGAGAGGGAGGCAAAGACUUCCCUUCGUCCCCUCGACCAAGGCACGGAUCGACGAGCUCCAGGGCAGGAUCCAUCUCCAGGAAAUAUGGCAGGACCGUGUCGACGAUCAGCACGCAGCGCACCCGCCUGGAAAAGGGUACCAUCGAUAUGUCGCAGGCCAUCAUCGUUGCUCCUCCCGACGAUCCCCGUCCAAAGGCCGAAUUCCACGUCAGAUCGGGCGACAACACGGUCUUUGCCGUACACAAGGCCAACAUCACGACCAACAGUUGCGUGUUCCGCGACGUGCUGCACCAGCACGAUGCAGCGGCAGAGUCGAGGGUGGGCGUGGGUGGAGAGCCGAGGGCAAAGGAGGAAGGCAUGAGGCUUGAGGAGCGGGCUAGCAUCGUUGAGCCUCUGCUCCAGUGCCUUUACCCCAUUCCCGUUGCGAACAUCAAGGAAGAGGACCUGUUUGACUUUCUUGCCGCCUCGUCAAAGUACGGCAUCCAGCGCGGCAUCGAGCUGUCGCUCGCCUGGAUUGCCAUUGGCCUGCAUGCUCGCAUCUCACAGGGCGGCAGCACCUCGCUCGGCUACUGGAAGAACCUCGAGAAGAAGAACUUGCUCCAGUUCUGGCUCGCCCACAGCGAACACGUCGUCUCCCAACCCAUCUCGCAGCUCGUCCAAGGCGCCUUUGAGGAGGCCCUCAUACCCUGGUGCCACCACUUUGAUAUCCCCACGGGCCCCAUUGCGCUCUCAGACAUGCUGUCCGAAGCGCAGUACAGGAGGCUCAACUUUGAAGACUAUGCCAAGCUCGAGCGGACGGUCCGGGAGCUGGAGAAGCGCAGAGAGAGCCUUGCCGUGGGCACGACGUCCUGAUUAUUUAUAUACUCCUAUCUCCAUUAGCAAGCUGCUCCCCUCUGCCUUAUCUUUGCCCGUGGUCGAUGCUGGACGGGCAAGAGCAUGAACUCGCCAAUCGAUCCCCCUGCCUUUUUGAGAAAAAGUUUCACAUCACACAGCAGUACAGGUGCGAAGGGUCCGAGCAGCGUUUGAUUCUGCCACCGG
Acaromyces ingoldii is the source of this 1577-nucleotide messenger RNA. RefSeq lists its product as hypothetical. The record is from RefSeq and is a predicted model, not a curated record. The transcript is spliced from 3 exons. NCBI's taxonomy places the organism in Eukaryota, Fungi, Basidiomycota, Exobasidiomycetes, Exobasidiales, Cryptobasidiaceae. The coding region runs from base 204 to 1391 and encodes 395 amino acids.